Molecule: messenger RNA, 6770 nt
Organism: Crotalus tigris (Tiger rattlesnake)
Lineage: Eukaryota; Metazoa; Chordata; Lepidosauria; Squamata; Viperidae
Product: neuferricin
Exons: 4
Coding region: 53-847 (264 amino acids)
Cellular component (GO): membrane; endomembrane system
Source: RefSeq, a predicted model, not a curated record
GCCAUUUUGAGUGCUGGCUCCUGCCCUUCCCAGUCGCUCAAGUUCCCGCCUCAUGCUGCGGCUGGCGCUGGCGGCUCUGGCUCUGGGCUGGGCGGCCGCUUGGUUGGCGGCUCGCGGCUUCGCUCCCUGGCGGUGGCUGGGGCAGACUUGGAGCGGGGAGGCGGUCCUAACUGCCGCCGAGCUAAGCCGCUACACGGGCACCGAGGGAAGCCCGGGACUUUACCUGGCCGUGUUGGGGCAGGUGUUCGACGUGCAGCAGGGGCGCAGGCAUUACGGCCCUGGAGGCGCUUACAGCUUCUUCUCAGGGAAAGAUGCCUCCAGAGCUUUUGCCACAGGUGACUUCACCCCAGCUGGCCUGGUGGAUGAUGUUUCAGGAUUAUCACCACCACAAAUGCUGGCCAUUGAGAAUUGGCUUUCCUUCUACCAUAAGAAUUAUGUGCAUAUCGGCAAAGUAGCUGGACUAUUUUACCAAGAAAAUGGGGAAUCUACCAAGGUUUUGGAGGAGGCCCAAGCUCUCAUUGAAGAAGGGAAGAAGCUGCAGGCCCAGGAAGUUGAGCGAAAGAACCAGUUUCCACCUUGUAACUCUGAAUGGAGCUCAGCUGGAAGAAGCAGGGUCUGGUGUUCCAAGCAGAGUGGGGGUAUCAGCCGAGAAUGGUCUGGUGUACCUAGGAAGCUAUAUGAACCAGGAUCCAGUCACAGCCAUUGUGUUUGCAUAAAAACAGAAGAUCUGUUUCCUGGGCAAGAGAAAUCUACCCAGCUAAGCAACCAAGGAAAGCUGAACAAUCCUAAUUUCCAGGAAUAUGAAGGGUGUCACCCACUUUCUGAAUGGUGUGCUUUAAAAGAAUGAGUCAACUGUACCUCACUGGAGAAACACUUCUACACAAUCCAGGUAUUAAAGGAAGCCACUUUUAAGGAAACUUAACUAUGUAUUUUGACACACUGUCCUAAUCUAAAAUUAUUGUUUGCAAAACCUGAAUCUGCAAUUAAAAAUCGUGCUUUAAAAAUAUGGGUUUGUAAAACAUAAGGUAAAAAAUAGGAAUGGAGAGAGCUGUAAGCAUUGUGUGUUUAAAAACAUGUCAGUUGAUGCCAUGAUCCUCUAAACAGGAUUCUAGCAUGGAGUAAAAGAGAACAUUGGCCCUGAAAAAUGGAGGUGUAAAAGGGGCUCCCAACGCCUGCUUCCUAGGUCAUCAAUACCUGCAUUUGAACUGGAAGCAUACGGGUAGACCAUGAUUUGCAACUGGUCACUUAGAGUUACAAUAGACCUACUUUAGGACUAUGGUCUGUCCCCGGAGUCACAACUGAAAUUUAGGGGUUUGGCAGUUGGGCAAUAUUUAUGGCCAUUUGUAAUGUCUUGUGGUCACUUGACCACAUUUUACAACUGUUUUGCUCCAAACUGGCGUUUACUUCCAAACAAAAUACACCCAUAGUGAACCAUUGGUUUACUUAAUGAUCGCAGCAAAAAAGGAUAUAAAAUCAGGUCAGUCUGACACCAAACCAUUUUAUGACUGUCAUGAUUUACGACCGUAAUGGGUAGGCUCUAUUACAGUUGUAAGUUGAAGACUAUCUGUGAUUGAUUUUCUAACUCAUAUAAAAUGGCUGUACUGAUAUAACUAAAAGAUAAAAAUAAACUUUUCCCAUCUAGUCGUGUCCAAUACUAGGGUUGGUCCUCAUCUCCGUUUCUUAGCCAAGGGAGCCAGCUUUGUAUGAAGAUGCUUCUGUGGUCAUGUGGCCAGCAUGACUAUAUACCAAGUGGCACGGAACUCUUGUUACUUUCCCAUCAAAGUGGUACCUAUUUAUCUACUUGCAUUUACAUGCUAAUUCAAACUGCUAGAUUGGCAGGAGCUGAGGCAAGUAACGGGAGCUCAUCCCAUUACGUGGCGCUCAAAUCUUGAACCUGGCUUUUAGCUUUCCAGCUGACAAGCUCAUGGUCUUUAACAGCUGAGCCAUCAUGCCCCUUAUUUUGAUAUAACAUGCAAGACUAAAAUAUUGGAUCUGCACAACACAUGGGUUCUAAACUGAUCAUUUUAUAAACCAUGUUUUCACAUACAGUACAAAUUUAAGUAAUAAUAGGAUUCACUCUAAGGGGGCCGUGAUGACUCAGCGGUUAAAGGUGUUGAGCUUCUUAGCCAGAAAGUUGGCAGCCUGAGUUCAAGAACUGCGCUAUGUAAAAGAGUGAGCUCCCAUUAUUUGCCACAGCUCUUGCCCACCUAACAGUUUGAAAGCAUGCAAAUGUGAGUAGAUAAACAAGCUACUUCGAUGGGAAGGUAACAGCAUUCUGUGCACCUCAGCAUACAGUACAGUCAUGCACUGGCUCCCUUGGCUAAGAAACAUACAUCAGCAUUGCCCCCCUAGAGUCAGACACAACUGGACAGAGGAAACCUUUACCUGCUAAAUUAUGGUUUGUUAGCUAACCUAAAGCAUUUAAUAUUCUUGCUGCUCUUCAGUAAACAUGUCUAUUCAGCUGCCAUUUGAUGUGUUGUAUUGUUUCCCAUCUGGCUUAAUUUGCUACUUCAGGUUAUGGUCUGUAUUAACCAUCAAACGUAUCUUUUACGAUCUUGAGCAAAUUGUAAUAAUGGAAGAUAUCAGUUUGGUGAAGUGAAAAUAUAAAAGCUUUUUUUCUGGAUAAAAUUGGGGAUCACUAGUAUCAGUAUUCAGUUUGCAGCAAUAUACAGUUCUUCUGCUUGACUUCUGUAACCAUGAACUUACUGGUGUCCAAUUAAAUUGCUUUAUUACAAGAAAUUACAAGUUGGCAUAUAAAUAUUAAAAAAAUACAUUGCUUUACAGGGCUUUAGAAGGAAAGAUUGUAAAGUAAUAGUUUAAAAAACAAUUAUGACUUUGUUUCUCAAACUAAAAACAGCAGCUGAAAAACAGGCCAUAUUACUUGCAGAUGUUUAGUUUCUUGCUAUGAAAGUGGUGUGUUAGUGGUGUGUUGACUACAGUAACCCCAGUCUGGUAGGGACAAGAUUAUAGUUUUGUACUGUCAAUCCAUAAGGACAGCUAUGCCUUUUAAAAAAAAAAAAAAGUAUAAGCAAAACUUAUUUAAUACAAUACACACACACAAACUUUAAAACAAGGUAGCAUGUUUGGAAAUAACUACUGUAUAUUAGACAUUAUAAGCUUAAUUCUGUCACUUGAUGUUGUGACAUCUAGAUUUAGUACCUGAGUUGCUAUGUGGGAGAACCAAGGCUAGAAAAGUUUCUUCUUCCAUUAAUGUCCCUCUGAAUUGAAUACAAGACUUUACAACUAUUCUUUCAUAAGCCAAGCACUUAUCCUUUCCCAAACACAAAUUAGUCCUUUUAGUAAUCUGCACUGAGAACAGCUUAACGCUACUAUAAAACUCAUGGCUAGGCAGUAUCAGAGAAGGCUGAGUUUAAGCCAUGCUGAAAUGAAGUUUGGCUUUAAAUUACAAGCACAAACUCCUAGAAUGAUUAUGAUUUAAUAGAUUUGUUCAUACAACUUUUUUUUAACAUGCUAAGAAAUGAACAAAGAAAAAUCAAUUUUCAGGACCUUAGGCUCAAAACUAAUCAAGAAACAGGUCAGUGCUCUCAGAACACUAAAAAAGCAAACUCGUUUGACAAAAAUAUAACUACCAGACUGCCUACAUUCCACAGAUUUAAAUUAUAUCAAGUUGAGCUGACAUGUUUUCUAGCAAGAGCUACCUUUUUAUGGCACAUGGUGACCAUUCAGAAAAGGCAGGAGGGGGAGGGAAAAUGGAGAGCAGUUUGUGGUUUACAGUGGUCUGAGACAGGAUGAACUGGCUGCAGAGUAAUACUGAACAAUGUCUACAAAACAACAGUAGAUUUGGGGUCCAAAACUAUUCACAGAUGAAGAGGCCAUCUUUGUAGAACUUACAAGUUAUUUUCAUGCUCACAUGCAUGAAGUACAAUAAGUACUUUCACAAAUUAUAAGACUGCAGCAUAAAACUUUUGUUACAAUGUAUUGAUGAAAAGGGAAGGGCUUAUGUUAACUUGGCUCACAAGCUGAAGUCAUAUUCCAUGCCUAUGCUUGAAGUGUAGAAUAAGCAGUAUGGAGAAACUGACCAAUGAUUGAAGUUGUGCAAAAGGGAUGGAAGAAAGGGAUCUAAAUUUGGGCACUUCUCUUUUUAUAAUUGGAAAAGUUAAUUUACCAUUGAGGUUUAAGCAUCUUAAAUCUAAGACUAUGAAGAAUCAGAUCACUUUGAAGAUGAAAAACCAAGGACGUGUGACAUGAAAACUAGCAAGUCAUCGUUGCUUCCAAACGUCUAAAAAGUUGCACUUUUGUAUUGUUCCUUGAAAACAAAUCAAGCACAUCUCCCUCCCAUGUGCUCUGGAACAAAGAAAGCAAGAUCCCUGGAGAGUUUCAAAUACCAAAUAUUUGAUGCCAUGACUAAAGCCAACAAAGAUAAAAGUACUUCUGUCAGUUGAUUUGCAGUUCUGUAACCAUCUGUAGAAAUAGUGUUACACUCUGGUCCAAAUUCUCACAUUCUUUCAAAACAUUUAGCCACUUUUUAUCAUGUAAUUUGCAGAUAAAACUAUACCAAAGAAGAAAAUACUUCAGCAUUGAUAAUGAGUGGUCAAGCUACCACUCACAAGACCGCAUUGAAGAUGUCACUUAACAAAUUAAGUGACAAAUUAAGAAAAUGCAGGCAAUGUCCUUCCUAACUCCCCUUUCAUUCAACAGCAAUUGCCAUUGUUUAGGUCUAAGUACAAGCCAGAGACUGAUGUUACUUGCUGGACCUCAAGACAAUCAACAUUUUUACUCCAAGAAAGUGAGUUUGAGACUACAAGUUCAGAUCAUUAGAACAAAUUAAUAUCUCAGCCAAUUUAUAGUCUAUCAUGGUACAGUAUUGCACAAGGGAAGCUGUCAGGUCCUCAAGUGUUACACUUAUACAUUGACUAGCAAGAACAUUUUUCUUUAAAAUAAAACAAAACACUAAUUUGGGGCCAGUCAGUAGAAUAGGCUCAGAUACAAGUGUUUUUAUUAAAAGUGCUUUACAAUUUUUUUUUUUUUUGUGCAAUCCACCAAGUCCAUUUCAAAUUCAAGCAUGCUGCCCAAGGAGAAUCUCUUUAACAGGGAAAUUCCAUAGCUCAAUUGAUACUGAGGGAGGCCUGCUUAAUUUUGGCAUGUUAAUGAUCUAUCAUAUAUACAAUUUACAACCCGGAAGUGGUUACAUAAUUUCCAUAAUGCCAGUGCUGAAAUAUGGUGAUGUAUCUAUGAAAAAAUAACUCUAAAAAUGCCAGAAUCACCAAGGUAAACUGAAAAACUAGCAAUUUGUUCACCUUCCACCCACAUUUGGCCAGAUGAAGUGUGAUUACCAGGUGAAUUAUUGGAUUUCCCAUCUAUUUAUCCAAAACAAGCUGCCUGCCUACAGCCUCACAAAGUAGCUUAUUUCUUUGAGGGGGUAGAGAUUGCACUGAUUACAAGUUAAACGACAAGAGGUUCAUCCUUCAGAAGCAAACAGAUACAAGCAGGAAUCUUAGAAAAGGACAGAUAAUUACCAAGGAUCCCCUAAUCAUUGAAGGCAGAAUUCCAGUUUUUCACCCAAUAGAUCAGAAGGGCUAAGCAGCAAACGGGGAUCCAAUUUGAAAUGUAGCAUUGACUUCUUUCCCUUAAGUUUCUUUCUACUCCAUUCCCCCGAGAUUUUGCUUAUACAUAUAAAACUAUUAUGUUCCUCAAAUCACAGAAAUAUAUUUUAAAAAGUAGCACUCUGUUUGUGUAUGUGUAUACACUCACCCAUGUGGUAACAUUACAGGAUACAUUAGUAUUCUAGAAAGAGAGAAUGCAAUUUUUAGUUAGUUAAUAUUUUUCUCUUCCCUUACAUACAUAUAGACACUGAAAAGUAGUGGUUACUGAAGGUAAGAGUGACAGACGUUUCAAUUAACCCAUUCAUGAAGCAAUGGAAGGCUUGCUUAUCUUCCAGGGUUUGGUUCAGUUUAUAAGAUUGCACUUACCCACCCCAAUCUUCUACAUUUAAGUACAUGGUGGUUUGAAUACAAGAGACCCCCCCCCCUUUUUUUUUUUUGCUGUGUUAAACAUAUGACAAAUAGUCCAUUGUAUAUAUUCCAAGAUUUUAGAAGGGACCUGCUGUGGCACCUGACAACAAUAAAAUGUCCUUGGCCAAGGAAAGAGGCCCACAGGAGACAAGACUGCAAGCCAAUUCUAUUUUAUCUGGUUCAAGACAGGCAUCUCCAUAAGUAUGGAUUUGAUAUGGAGCUGCAACAAUCAUCUUAAUGCAUAAGGAUUUUGUAAGAAAUCAUCUUGGUCUGUCCCAAGAUUUAUGGACAGAGACCAGCUCCAAGGGUCACUGAUGUUGAUUGCUCUACUGGCACUAUUCUACCUCUCUUGAUUACCCCUGUCUCAUCAUCUUGGCAUCUAGCCAUCUUCACAUGCUCCAUAGUAGCAUCACCACUGCAUGCUGGGUUAGUCCAAUAGCAUUAGACCUUCCUUCAACAUGACUGUAAACAUAGGACUAUUUGCAAAGUUUUUGUUACAUUACUGAAAGACAGCUUGGAUUAUUAUUACUUCUUAAGAAAACCUGAUUGAAUUUGGUAGCAAAGUUGGCCUCAUCACUCCCUGAUUUUGACACAGGAGAGCAAACAAGGGUUCUGAAAAUCCAGGAGCUUUAAUCAGCCUCCUUUUCAACAGGAGAAGUGGUAAAGCUUUCAUUAUAAGGCCACACAAAAUUUUCAGCAAUGCGUUAAACAAAAACUUAACUUGCGGUCAACCUCUUUUUGGGCAAAAGCAGUCACUAUACCUUGCACAGCUGCCCUUUGUAAAAAAAAAAAAAAAAA